CUCUCCCCGUUUCCAUCUCCUUGCUUAGUACUUACUUCCCUUUACUAGAGAGCCAGAUUUCCUGAGGGAGAUGGAUGGGAGCCAUUUGGUACCCACCUUUGCCUGGACCAUUCCUACAUACAUCCCCUUCUCUGGGAACCCCAGAAGUUUAGCCUUGGCCAGCUGGGAGCCAGGACUCCUGGGUUUCCUGGGGAGUUUUAGACCUUAAUAAGUGACAGAGGCGGAGGAGAGUUGGGCCACAGAAAGCAGAGAUGCUGGUGCCCCUUUCUGUUUCCUGCCACUCCCCCCUCAGUGGGAUGUUCCUUCUUGUGUCUGCCCCAUGCCGGCGUGCUGUGGAUUUCUUGUCACUGUUAAUCCGCCCUCUGCUGGGUGCAUUGUGUCUGUUUGUGGCCCACUGUUAGGAGUGAUCCCUGGGGAGGACUGGGGGACAGUGGGGGAGGAGGAGAGGGAUGACUCACUGCUCCCCCUCCCCUGGGAGGAGCCCCCUAAGGGGUCCCUAGUGGAGGCUGAGUCUCUAUGGUUGCUCUCUCUUCAGCCACCGGAGGGUCCCGGUCCUGAGCUCUCAGACGCCCACAAGACUUGGCUGAACUUUGUCCGGAGGCCGGAUGAGGGUGCCCCCAGGAAGAAAUGCAAAGGAAAAGAUAAGAGAUUACGCGGCCUCACGGGCCCUCCGGGCCCCCCCGGGCCUGCUGGCCCCCCAGGUCCCCCAGGGGCCGAAGUCACCCAGGAAGCUCUGUUGCAGGAGUUCAAGUACAUGCUGAAAGAGGCCACAGAGCGCCGGGCGGCCAUGGAGGCCUUGGCCCAGCCCAGCCAGAGGCCCCUGGAUGCCAUCGUGGCCCCCUACAGGCGCGUGGAAGAAGCUUUCCACUGCAAGCUGAAAGCCCAACUGGUCAUUGACAAGAAGACCCUGAUGGAGCUGCACAGCUUCCAGGCGCCCCUGGCCAAGGGGGCCUUCCUGCGGGGCUCGGGCCUGAACCUAUCAACCGGCCGCUUCACAGCCCCGGUGUCCGGCAUCUACCAGUUCUCGGCCAACGUGCACAUUGACCACAGUGAGCUGAAGAGCCGAGCCCAGCUGAGGGCCCGGGACAAUGUCCGGGUGCUGAUCUGCAUUGAAUCCUUAUGUCAUCAACACACGUCCCUAGAGGUGAUCACGGGCCUCGAGAGCAACAGCAAGAUCUUCACGGUGCACAUCCAGGGGCUUCUGCAGCUUCAGGCCGGCCAGUACACCUCCAUCUUUGUGGACAACAGCGCCGGGGCUGCCCUCACCAUCCAGAGUGGCUCGGACUUCAUGGGGAUGCUCGUGGGGCUGUGACCUGGAGGGAAGCCCGAGCAGCUCAGGGCCAGGGCCGGCGGGGGGCCUCAGGUCGGGGAGGGGCAGGGCUGGGGGCAGGAGGAGAAAGGACCCUGGGACCCCCCCCCUUCUCUGGGAUCUGGAAGCCCAGCCGGGGCCCGCUGCCCUGCCUUCCCUCCCUGUUCCCCCAAACACACACACCACGGACUCCCACGUGCCCUGUGCAUCCCCCCAACACUCACACACACUCACACUCACACACACACACUCACACACACUCACACACACACCUUGUGGGUCAGAGGCGGCUGCUUGUUUUUUUAUUCCUGUCUAUUCUUAUUAUAUACGUUACUGAUAAUUAUUAUUAUGAAAACUAUGAUAAUAGAGAAUAAAAUGGCAGGAGGGACUUGACCUCCAGCCGCGUGUGGUUAAGA
Sarcophilus harrisii (Tasmanian devil) is the source of this 1725-nucleotide messenger RNA. RefSeq names its product C1q and TNF related 12 (gene C1QTNF12). The transcript is spliced from 7 exons. Gene Ontology annotation, biological process: positive regulation of insulin receptor signaling pathway; positive regulation of D-glucose import across plasma membrane; negative regulation of gluconeogenesis. The coding region runs from base 320 to 1312 and encodes 330 amino acids. The record is from RefSeq and is a predicted model, not a curated record. Lineage: Eukaryota; Metazoa; Chordata; Mammalia; Dasyuromorphia; Dasyuridae. Gene Ontology annotation, molecular function: hormone activity.